UGAUUGCUGUGGUGUCAAGGUCUUGGUGAAACUACAAGACAAUGAAACAUUAUUGAGAAACUACCAAGUUGGAUACUUUGGAUACUUUCAAUGGCUCUAUGCCCAGAGUGAACCCUGAUAAGAUCCUGGAAUCAUGCCAUUUGCUCCAAAACAAAGGAAUGUUGUUUACAAGCUGUAAGGGGGGAAAUGUUUAAUGGACUUCUUUCUCUCAAUUUGCCAUCUACUAGUACAGAACUGAGGCUUAGUGGUGUGUUAAAAGAGACCAACCAGAAGACAAGAUCAACUGAGGGGAUCAGUGGAUCCAAAAGCAGAUGAUCCCCAGGAGACGUGCUCUUCUUGUUCUCUGGAAACCAUUUUAACACUAUUCUGAGAAGAUAAACAGUAACAGAUCAAACCAGUGUACCACAAGUGGCUUUGCUAUUGAAGACAAGCACUAUGUAUAGCAUAACAAGCAAAUGGGGAUAGGUAGCACAGAUGUAACAGAACAGUGGAUAAAGAGAGAGUUCGUGCAAUGAUCUGAUAUAUAAAUAUUCAUCAUCUCAGUGGUGAGAGAGUUGUUAUGACCACCAAGAAGAAAUAACCACAGGUGUGGUAAUAACUUCCUUGCAUGACUACAGUACUUGAAAUCAGUUAUGGCAUGGAGGAGAGUAAAUGGAGCUCAGUCUAGCCAAACAUGAUGGUGGUGGAUGGUUCAGUUGCCCAGAGAGAGUGAAAUUGUCUGUUCCAGAGAAGAUCAUGCUCACUCUUAUGGAUUUGGAGUUCUGUAUCCAAUUGUGGGUACUGUACUUUUAAGAAAAAUACAGUAUAAUGAAGCUGGGAACAGGCUACAUGGAGGGCAAGAAAUAUGGUCAGAGGUGUGGAAUGCAAAUCCAAAAGAAAAGAUCAAGGGAGUGAAGAUGCCAGCCACAGAUGCUGGCGAAACGUCAGAAAGAAACUCUGCUCGAACAUGGCCACAUAGUCCGAAAAACCCACAAAAAACUAUGGAGUGGGAAUGUUUAGAUUGAAGAAGUUUUGAAACUGGCAAUAAAAAGUAUCAUGGGUAAAGACUUGUUUUCUGCUGCAACAGAAGUCAUGGAAGUGCUUAUGUUACAAUAUGGGAACUCUGAGAUGGAGCUAGACUGGAAGUUAAAAAGAGUCUUUAGGCCAGGUUCAGGAACAGUUCGUGUCACAGAAUUGGGUUGGCAAGGUCACCUGAAUCCAAGCCCAUCCAUUAAAGAAGAGGAGGAGGAACAACUUGUGGAUGAAUAUCUUUCUCCUGAUAAGCUGAAAAUCCUGACAGGGUUAGAUGAUCUGCAACAAGUGAGGGCCCUGGAGAUGCGUAUAGACACGAGAGAGAACAGCCUGGGAAACUUUGGUACUUACCUCCCUAAUCUAAAAAAGCUGAAAUUGAACAACAGUGUACUUACAUCUGUGAGGGACCUUGGAACAGCUCUGUCUCAUCUUCAGGUCCUGUGGAUGGCUCGUUGUGGGCUACCAGAUUUAGAUGGGAUCUCUUCCUGCUGCUCUUUGAAGGAACUUUACAUAGCCUACAACAACAUUGCUGACCUAAGUCAAGUGAGCCUGCUGGAACAUCUUGAGAUUCUAGACCUAGAAGGAAAUAAUAUUGAAGACCUCAGUCAGAUUCAGUAUCUGGGGCUCUGUACAAAGCUGUCUACUCUUACAGUAGAGGGAAAUCUUAUAUGCUUAAAACCAAGCCCCCAGUCUCUAGAGAUCCCAGAUUACAACUACAGAGUGGAAAUAAAAAAACUCAUUCCUCAUUUAAAGUGUUUAGAUGAAAUACCAGCAGAUCAAAUGGCCAUUCCUUUCCCAUGCAGGAUGAACAAACAGUGGUUUCUUGUCAAGGAAUCAAUCAAAGAAGGAUGUUUAUUAGAGCAAGUAUCUGAGUCAGAUUCAAGAUCUGUAACAGAAUCGCCCUAUUCUUCUGUGAGUCCUGCCGUAACACAAUUUUCGUCAGCUUCCAGACCUCAGACUCCACAGAGACCUCCCAGUGCCCAUUUGCUUUCUGGUUGUAGUACUCUCCUAGAGCCUACCAUUUAUGAAGAAGGACUGCUUGAAGAUGAUUCCAGUGAUUUGACUCAUGGUAUCAGCAGAGUGAUAUGUGGGAAUCCCAUCAAAGCUCUCCAUGCUCGAAAACAAAAAUUAGGAUUUGUGGUAACAAAGCUGUUCCAGCCAUUGUGUCCUUCAUCAGAACACACCUAUGACUCUGGAGACACAGAUUCGAUAAAUGGGGAAGACCUCUUUGCUAAGCUAGAAGCCUUGAAAAAGCAUCAUCACCAGCAUCUGCAAGUCCUCCAAAGGGAGAAGUUUCCACAGGUACUAAAAAUAACAAACAUUGAAGAGGAGGAAGAGGAAGAAGAACAGGACUGCAGCCUCAAUGACAGCAGUGAUGAAGACCAGAAAGGAACUAUUCAGAACAUCAUGGAAAUCACAUCAUCCAAUUCCUUCUGUCAGUCCCAUCUUUCUCGGUCAUCAUCAGAUUCAUCAUAUGUCCUCGAAAAUGCAUUACCAGCCAUUAUAAAAUACACCCACACACCCUCGCCUCCAAAAAGUCCCUCUCCUGCAUCUAUACAGAGUGUAGCAGGUGGACUUGUCAGAGCCAGACACCUGAAAAUACCCAGUUCAAAAAAGGCAGCUCUACUAAAGCCAUCGUCGCCAUCACUUGUGAACAGGGAUGCAGUGCAUCAUGUAGUGGAGAAGAUUGCUCUGCUGAAUCUCCACAGAGGAACUGAUACCUCCUGUAAUGUUGUAGGACAGAGGCAUAGGACUUGUAGCUCUGGCAGCAGCAGACCCACUUCAGGACCAGUAGAAAUGGGAACAAACUACAGAACUAUUUUGGACAGAAACCACCAUAACAAGAUAAAUAUGCAUCAACCUGUUGUCCACUCAUGCCCCAUAAAUCCAAGGAGAUUUUCAGUAUUGAAUGUGGGUCACCCUCUGACCGCCAAGGCUGCCCUGCAGAGAUUGCCAAAUAAGCCGGAUAUUUCAGUGACAACUCAAAGCAAGACUCACAAAUUGUAGGAAAUGCCCUGAGUAGCUGUGCAGCUAUUGUUGCCAAGACACAAAAGCAUUCAGCUGCUGCCUCUGUUUCCCAUCUCCUGAUGAGGUACUUUCUCUGAUUUAUCCUGAUCACUGAAUACAACAGUGUCCCCAGACAAGCAAGGCAAUUUAAAAACAGCCACUUGAUGUACCUCCAACAAAAAAUGCAGCUGUAAAGAGAGAAUCUACAAGUCUCUGAUAAGCCAUUUUAGCAGCUGUUGUAAAGAAGGGAAAGGAAGCUUGUGCAAGUAUCUGUCUACCUACUUGAUGUCUAGAGAAGUGGCAUGACUGGCUUAGGCCCCUUUGGCUCAGCCAAUGGGAAGAAAGUACAGACAGUCCUUCAGCAUCCAGCUGCAGCUAUUCACACUUCAGCAUUCUGCCAGAGAGACAGGUUCCCUUUAGUAAAAUAACAGACCAGAAAAGUCAUGUAGCUGAAACUGUCUGGGAAUGGAAUUGUGUGAUUUCCAUGUCCUUUGGGCAGGACUCAUUUGCAGAACACAUCCUUGACUCCUGUACAAACUUCAAUUCCACUUCAGUGUGUGAAUACUAAUGUACAUUUUGCUGGAAAGUAUGAUUUUUGGUUAUGGACUUUCUGUGAAGCUGAGAUGAAAUUUGUAGUAUUCAUCCAGAAUUACUGCUAUACAGAUAUGUCUGAGCUGGCAUGUUGUGUUUUCUCCAAGCCAAGUGACUGAUGUAAACCUCUUUGCAUUGACUGCGCCUGGUUCCCAACAAUCUCUCAUUUUUCCCUUUUGCUUUUUCAUAGCAAAUGUACUUGUGACCAAAUGUUUUGUAACUUUUUCCCUAGAUCAGUUUCAGAUUGAUACUGAAAAAUAUAGAUUUUGUACAAGUAUCUUGAAAGGCAAUGGUUGUAGGGAGCUUAUCUUAUUUGGAUGUUCUUAUACUGUGUAAGGCUACAAAUCAGAGUAAACUGAAUUGAUUCACAUAAUGAAGCCCUUGACAAUGCAUGCAGUUUCACCUGGUCCCAGCUAUGCAGUCAAGAGUGUAAACUUUUAUCAUGUGAACUAGCAAUUCGCAUAUAAGACAAGCACCAGACUGAUUUUUCCAGGUACCACCAGCAGAAACAGGUGCUGGCCAUAUCUCUGACUUCCUAGAUUGCACUGGUUUGCACUCAAAUCAAAGGGAGAGGCGGUACCAUCUGAGAGUAGAACAAAAACUUUGUGUGAGCUGACAUUCAGGCAGAUACACAUGGACAAGUAACAUGAAUUUUUGAAACCAAGUACUGUUAUUUUAAAAAUAUAUGCAGCUUGUACUUUAUGUUGAAGCUGAAACAUUAAAAAAACAUGAGAUGCUAUUGGGAGUUUCUACCUAAUAAGGUGCAGGGCAUUUUUAGCCUAAGAGGGAAGAGGGAUGCCUAGACUGGAAAGAGCAUAGGUCUGUAUGGGAGUAGCAUCACAAUAUAGAGAAUGAUGGUUUACAGACAGGUUGGGAAAAUUGCUCUUAACAAGCAGUAGCUAUUCAAGCUAAUUUUCCUUCAAGCUCUCACUUUGCAGUUGUGAUCAAAACUGUUCCUUUCUAUAUAAAUGAUAUUGGGGGAAUCUCAGUAGGUCUGAUGCUUGGUAUGUUCAUAGAGCAUCUCUGGGUAAAUUGGAGUGUGACAGUAUCUCUUCUGCGGAUUGUGUAAUUCAUACUAAAACUAGACUCACUGAAAUCAGUGAGAUUUCACUUGGCCAUAACUAAAGUUCCAUCAGUAUGCAAAAGGAUCAUGUAGCAUCUUUGAGUUUAAUUGAAAGAGAGAAAUUGGCAGCAUGAGCUUUUGUAGACUUGAAUAGAGAAACCCUGUGCAUUUGGAAGUAGA
Sceloporus undulatus (fence lizard) is the source of this 4852-nucleotide messenger RNA. RefSeq names its product leucine rich repeat containing 56 (gene LRRC56). Lineage: Eukaryota; Metazoa; Chordata; Lepidosauria; Squamata; Phrynosomatidae. Gene Ontology annotation, molecular function: protein binding. The record is from RefSeq and is a predicted model, not a curated record.